Pseudocercospora fijiensis CIRAD86 is the source of this 525-nucleotide messenger RNA. RefSeq lists its product as uncharacterized. Lineage: Eukaryota; Fungi; Ascomycota; Dothideomycetes; Mycosphaerellales; Mycosphaerellaceae. The transcript has a single exon. The record is from RefSeq and is a predicted model, not a curated record. Bases 1 to 525 code for a protein of 174 amino acids.
AUGUCCGGAAAUCGACAGAACAAGCGCGCCCAAGGCAAAGAGGCUGUCAGACUGGCAGCCACCAGAAAUCGCCAGGGAGACGGCAUCGACAGGAACAGGUUGCAAUUAUCCAAAAAGCAAUGGGGCACGAUUAUUUUCCUGCUCCUUUUGUUCGCAGGUUCUAUCUUCGAAGUCGUUCUAAGACUAUCAGACGCUCUUGGGCCAUGGGUCGGGCCUAUGGCAUUCAUUUCGGUAGCUGGAACCGCCGCGUUCUUUGCGUGGCAAGGAAAGCGCAGAGACUUGCAAUCCCGCCUCCAGAUCAGACCCGGCAAAGAAAUCAAGGCAGAGUGGCAAUGGCCAAACCAGUCUGCUCGUGAGGAUGGGGUCCUUAGAAAACCACGGGACCAGAAGAGAGCGGACCGAGAAAUUAGAAAGGCGAGCCCAAAUGCAAAGAAGGAUGACGGGCGCAGGGACAGUGUUCUUGCAGAAGGCGAGCCGAAGCGCGAGCAGGAGCCAGAAUCAAUCCUGACCAACAGUAACCUGUGA